ACGAGCCCGAGCCGCGGAGCCGCGCGUCUCCCGCAGCCUGCGCUCCCGCUCCGGCGCCCGCAUCUCCUGCUGCGGGGCCAGCACCGGCGAUGAGGAGCGGAGCCGCCUGUCUUCCGAGCCGCUGAAGCAUUCGCCGCCGAUCGCCCGGAGGUGCGGGAGCCCGUGCGACCCGGGCGCGGGGACUCGGGGCAGGGGAGGGACCAAAGGGCUCCCCUACGGCCCCAGCCGCCGCGCCGCGGACUCCAGAAGGUGAUCAUUCCGCUCUCCCGCCCCUUUCCCUCCCCCCGACUUAACUUUUUGUCUCAGCUCGUCGGCCGCCAGGUCUCCUUUCCGCAUACCCACCCGCGGCCGUGCCAUCCGCCCGGGGCAUGGGCCCCCCGACCAGGCUCCAGGAGGCGCCGCGGCCUCACAAGACGUGAGAGGCCCGCUUGGGUAGAUCCCGAGGUUCCGGAGAGCAGCGGAGAGCUCCCAGCCAGCGCCCGCGCGCCUGGCCCGGUGGCGGUGAGCGCUGCGCCCCGCGCGCGGUGCAGAACGUCCCGGAGCGCCGGAGCCGCGGCUGAAGCGAGUAGCUGGCCCGAGGCGCGCGGCGGAGCAGGCUGUCAUGCCCUAUUGAUCCCCCCGCCCCCCGCCAAGUAUGUUUGGGCUGGACCAGUUCGAGCCCCAGAUCAACAGCCGGCACGCUGGCCAGGGCGAGGGGAACUUUAACGAAGCCGGACUGAACAUGAACGCCCACUUUAAGGCUCCUGCUUUCCACGCCGGCCCCCCUCCUGGCCCUGUGGACCCUGCCAUAAGCGCUCUGGGUGAACCCCCGAUCUUGGGUUUGAACAUGGAGCCCUACGGCUUCCACGCGCGCGGCCACUCCGAGCUGCACGCAGGGGGGCUGCAGGCGCAGCCUGUGCAUGGCUUCUUCGGUGGCCAGCAGCCUCACCAUAGCCACCCCGGAGGCCACCACCCGCACCAGCAUCACCCCCACUUCGGGGGCAACUUCGGUGGUCCGGACCCAGGUGCCUCGUGUCUGCACGGGGGCCGGCUGCUUGGCUACGGAGGUGCAGCGGGCGGCCUGGGCAGCCAGCCGCCCUUCGCAGAGAGUUAUGAGCACAUGGCGGAGAGCCAGGGGCCGGAGGGCUUCGGCCCGCAGCGGCCAGGAAACCUCCCGGACUUCCACAGUUCGGGCACCUCGGGCCACGCCGUGCCUGCCCCGUGCCUGCCGCUGGACCAGAGCCCUAACCGGGCUGCCUCUUUCCACGGCCUGCCCGCCUCCAGCGGCUCGGAGUCUCACAGUCUGGAGCCCCGGAGGGUGACGAACCAAGGAGCUGUAGAUUCGCUGGAAUACAAUUACCCGGGCGAGCCGCCCUCAGGACAUUUUGACAUGUUUUCGCCCUCUGACUCCGAAGGGCAGCUGCCACAUUAUGCGGCGGGUCGCCAGGUUCCCGGGGGCGCUUUCCCGGGUGCUUCAACCUUGCCCAGGGCCGCAGGCAUGGUGGGUUUGUCCAAAAUGCACGGCCAGCCACCGCAGCCUCCUCCACAACAGCAGCAACCUCAGCACGGAGUAUUCUUCGAGAGGUUUGGCGGGGCCCGGAAGAUGCCUGUGGGUCUGGAGCCUACGGUGGGCUCCCGGCACCCCUUAAUGCAGCCUCCCCAGCAGGCCCCACCACCCCCGCAGCCGCCGCAGCCCCCGCAGCAGCAGCCGCCGCCGCCGCCACCACCCGGGCUUCUGGUCCGACAGAAUUCUUGCCCUCCUGCUCUCCCGCGGCCCCAGCAGGGCGAAGCUGGCACACCCAGCGGCGGCCUGCAGGACGGGGGCCCCAUGCUGCCCAGCCAGCACGCGCAGUUCGAGUACCCCAUCCACCGGCUAGAGAACCGGAGCAUGCACCCGUAUUCUGAGCCCGUUUUCAGCAUGCAGCAUCCCCCUCCUCAGCAGGCGCCCAACCAGAGGCUGCAGCAUUUCGACGCGCCCCCCUACAUGAACGUGGCCAAGAGGCCGCGCUUUGACUUCCCGGGCAGCGCAGGCGUGGACCGCUGUGCCUCGUGGAAUGGCAGCAUGCAUAACGGCGCCCUGGACAACCAACUCUCCCCCUCUGCCUACCCAGGCCUUCCAGGCGAGUUCACACCGCCUGUGCCGGACAGCUUCCCCUCGGGACCGCCCUUGCAGCACCCAGGUCCCGACCACCAGUCUCUGCAGCAGCAGCAGCAACAACAGCAGCAGCAGCAGCAGCAACAACAACAGCAGCAGCAGCAGCAGCAACAGCAACGCCAGAACGCGGCCCUCAUAAUUAAACAGAUGGCGUCUCGGAACCAGCAGCAGCGGUUGCGACAGCCCAGCCUAGCCCAGCUGGGCCAUCCUGGGGACGUGGGCCAGGGCGGCCUGGUCCACGGAGGUUCGGUGAGCGGCUUGGCUCAGACGAACUUUGAACGCGAGGGCAGCGGCGCGGGUGCGGGGCGCCUGGGCGGCUUCGAGCAGCAGGCGCCCCACCUAGCGCAGGAGAGCGCGUGGUUCCCGGGUCCACACCCGCCCGGAGACCUGCUGCCCCGGAGGAUGGGCGGCGCGGGGUUGCCGGCAGACUGCGGCCCGCACGACCCUGGCCUGGCACCUCCCCCUGCUCCGGGUGGCUCAGGGGUGCUAUUUCGAGGCUCUCUGCAGGAGCCUCUGAGGAUGCCGGGGGAAGGCCACGUGCCAGCGCUGGCUUCGCCGGGGUUGCAGUUUGGGGGCAGCUUGGCUAGCCUAGGCCAGUUGCAGUCGCCUGGGGCCGGUGUGGGACUGCCCAACGCUCCGUCGGAGCGGCGGCCCCAGCCUCCGGACUUCCCUGCGCCAGCUCUCGGGGGCCAGCCCGGCUUUCCAUUUGGCUCAGGGAGCCGGCAGGCCACGCCGCACAGCGCCCCAGGCGUGAACUCGCCCCCGAGCGCGGGCGCGGGCAGCGGCAGCUCCGGCGCUGGCGGGGGAGGUUACCCGCCGCAGCCGGAUUUCCAGCCCAGCCAGCGCAACUCGGCCAGUAAACUGGGCGCGCUGUCGUUGGGGUCCUUCAACAAGCCCAGCUCCAAGGACAACCUGUUCGGCCAGAGCUGCCUGGCUGCGCUCUCCACCGCUUGCCAGAACAUGAUCGCCAGCCUGGGUGCUCCCAACCUCAACGUGACUUUCAACAAGAAGAACCCACCCGAGGGGAAGAGGAAACUGAGCCAGAACGAGCCCGACAGCGCGGCCGCAGCCGGCAACCCGGGCUCGGAUUACUUCCCUGGAGGGACUACUGGGGCCCCUGGACCCGGAGGCCCUUCCGGGGCCAGUGGUGGCGGCUCUAAAUCCUCAGGACCGCCCAACCCACCCAUCCAGGGGGAUGGCACCAGUCUCUCCCCCAAUUAUACCCUGGAGUCAACAUCGGGGAACGAUGGCAAGCCUGUCCCAGGGGGCGGUGGCCGGGGAAGGGGACGCAGAAAAAGGGACAGCGGUCACGUGAGCCCCGGGAACUUCUUCGACAAGUACUCGGCGGCGACGGUUCCUGACAGUGGGGGUGCGCCAGGGCUGAGCCCCGGGCAGCAGCAGGUUCCCAGCUCGGCGGCGGCGGCUGCUGCGGGGAGCUCCGUGAACGAGGCCCGCGGGCCCACGCCCCACGAGAAGGCCCUCACGUCGCCGUCGUGGGGAAAGGGAGCCGAGCUGCUCCUCGGGGACCAGCCGGACCUCAUGGCGUCCCUGGACAGCACAGCCAAAUCGGACGGCAGUUCCCCGCGCGUGGGCGAGUUCGCCUCCGAUGAGGUGAGCACGAGUUACGCCAACGAGGACGAAGUGUCCUCCAGUUCCGACAACCCCGCCGCCCUGGCCAAAGCCAGCCGCAGCCCCCUGGUCACCAGCUCACCCAAACUCCCUCCCCGAGGAGGGGUGGGGGCCGGGGAACACGCGCCGAAGGCUGCCGCCGCCGCCCUCGGCCUGGGCAUCCUGUCUACCUCUACCUCGACCCCUGACAGCUACGGUGGGGCCGUGGGCACGGGCCACCCCGGCACCCCAGGCCUGGAGCAGGUCCGGACCCCGACGAGCAGCAGCAGUGGCGGCGGCGGCGGCGGCGCGCCGCCCCCCGACGAGAUCCAUCCCCUGGAGAUCCUCCAGGCCCAGAUCCAGCUACAGAGGCAGCAGUUCAGCAUCUCGGAGGACCAGCCCCCCCUGGGGCUCAAGGGCGCCAAAAAGGCAGAGUGUGCCGUCGGGGCCUCGGGAGCCCAGAACGGGGACAGCAGCGACCUGGGCAGCUGCUGCUCCGAGGCGGUCAAGAGCGCCAUGAGCACCAUCGACCUGGACUCCCUGAUGGCAGAGCACAGCACCACCUGGUACAUGCCUCCCGACAAGGCCCUGGUGGACGGUGGCGAUGAGGACAAGACGGCUCUGGCGCCCUGGGAGAAGGCCAAGCCCCAGAACCCCAACAACAAAGAAGCCCACGACCUCCCUACCAACAAGGCCUCAGCCACCCAGCCCGGUAGUCACCUGCAGUGCCUGAGCGUCCACUGCACAGACGGUGACCCCAAGGCCCGCGCCUCCGUACCCACCUGGCGGUCUCUGCACUCCGACAUCUCCAACCGGUUCGGGACGUUCGUGGCCGCCCUGACUUGAGCCCGUGGGAGCCUCUCCCUGCCCUGCCCACCCGUGAAGGGCCUCCGUGGCUGAGCAGACUUGUGUUUUUUUUUUUUUUGUCUUAGGUUGGUACCUGCUUAGUGGCACUCGGAAUGGAAAGGGUUCAUUUGGAAAGGGGCCGGGGGAAGGUUGAUAUAAAAAAGAACCUCAGAGAAUAAUUAAGGAGACCGCGUGCCACGGUUGUGCCGGCGCCAGUGUCCGUUCUCAGACAACAGCGAGCGCUGUCUCAAGCCGUUUUCCUGCUAGAGAGCCCCCUGCUUUCCGUACUCGGAGUGUGUUCUAGAAGGCCCUUGCCUUGUCUGAGCCAAGGCGGGGCGCGCCUGGUACCCCUUUUCUUUUUUAUUCUCUUUGAUUCUCCCCUCCCCCUCUCCCUUCUCCUCCCCCAUUGCUUCUGUUCAUCACCGACUAAGAUGGAGAUCGUGGAGAACAGUGCUCUGGAAUAGCCCCGGGUGGAAGCCGCAGGGUCUCUGUAGCGUCUGCUGCUCUUGUCAAGGAGCAGCUUGAGGAACGGCCAAGGACUGGGUUGUCUCUGUUCCCGGAAAACCUGGAGAGGUAUUUUCCUCACUGGCCCUUAGCCUUCGGGUGGCUUCCACUCUUCCCACUGGGGACUGCUCCUCCCGUCCCUCCUGGGUUGUGUGCUGGAUGCUGGGGUGCUGGGACCAGCCACUUGGAGGAAGGAGUCUGCCGGGGCCGUGAACUCCCUACAUCACCUUUGCACACUCUGACUUCUCUGUGCUGAGCAGGGUGGUCUUGUGACCCUUCAAGGGGACAGGAGAGGAGCGGUCAGCUGUCCCAGUGACCUCCUGGCCCUGCUCUCCCAGGUCUCACACUUCCUCCUAGCCCACUCCAAGUGACUCCAUCCCUGGGAGGAGGGAUUAAGGCAGCCAGGCUCAGGCUGAGACACCCUCUCUGAUCCUGCAGUUCCCUUACAGGGAUAGGAGGGAAAGAGGAUAAAAGGAUGGCGGCUUCAUGAUGUCCAUUCCCGGGCCUCACGUUCCGUUCCCUUCACGGGGAUGUCUCCUGCCCUGUUGAUUUCAUUUCAUUCAGAUUUGAAAGCAGAGCCCUGCCCCAGGUGUCCCCUGGGAGAGGCGCCCCCCACCCCGCCCCCCUUAAGCAGAGAGGAGCAGAGAUUGGGGGAGCUGAUGCAGAUGACGCCUUAGGGUGUGGUCUGAACCCUACCAGCCUGUGUGACCCGCUGCUGUGGGGCCGUCCAUCCCUGGGAGGGUCAGGCCAGAGCCAGCAGUCCUCCAGUCUCAGCUCAGCUUUUGUUGUUAGUGCAGCUUCCCAAUUGCUCCUUUCUGAGCCCCCACCCCGACUUGACGGAACCCCCUUCCAUUGCUCAGCAAGAGGCCCGAAGGCUCGGGGCUCUCCAGAUACCCAUAUUGUUUGUGUCGAGGGACUUUCAACCGUGGGAGCUGCUUGCCAAAAGCUGGUUCUCCCUCUGUCCUCCUCCUCCUCCUCCUGGCGGAGGUCUGAGCCCCCAGGGUCCUCACUUGUCUGGGCAGUGUGAUGGGGCUCAGAGGGCAGACAGAAACAGGUGAUAUGGGCUGGUGAGCAAGAAGUGCCCUCUGUUCUAUGCCCAGAGCGGUGAGGGGAUGGCCCUAGGAGCCUCCUCCAGGCUUUGGUCCCGACUCUACAUUCACCCUCAGAGUUUGCGAUGCCUAGCCGUCCGAGAGAGCCAGCCUUUGGCUCCCCAAACAAGAAAUGACUUCUCCUUCACUGCUUAAGGCCGGAGAACGAGUGUCCCAGCGUCCACCAACAAACGUCCCAGCAUCCAGUCCACAUGCAGCCACCGGCGUAUGGCUCAAGCCACCUCCCGAACCCAGGAAGUGUCCAGUGUUCUCACGUUCUCCCUCCCCACAACCCCAGGGUGAAACAGCGUUUAAAAUAGCCUUAAGCAAAAGGAUGCCAUGUCAUUAAACUUGGUUUUAGUGGAAGGAAUUUAAAGGUAGACGAAAACCAUGCGAAGUGCGCGAGAGCCCGGGGACACUGUAAUCAGUAUGCAGCCAACUCCAGUAGAGAGAAGGAAAUCGCUAUUGCACAUGUAAAAUAUGAACCCUUAACCCUGCGGUGCGGUGCGUGAGCCUGUAAGCUUUUUUGACUCUUAAAGAAAAACCGUUUCUGAAAUGCUUGGGAAGACAGUGACAAUAGCUCAUGAAACUGAGUGGUAUUUUUCUUUCUUUUUUUAAAAAAAAAAUAUGUAAAGUUGAGUCUUCCGUAUUCACGCAUUACUGUAUAUACGUGUAUAUGUUUUGCUGAGCGGCUUAAAUAACAAUAAAUACAACGUUAAUGGUG
Peromyscus maniculatus bairdii (prairie deer mouse) is the source of this 6904-nucleotide messenger RNA. RefSeq names its product MN1 proto-oncogene, transcriptional regulator (gene Mn1). NCBI's taxonomy places the organism in Eukaryota, Metazoa, Chordata, Mammalia, Rodentia, Cricetidae. Gene Ontology annotation, biological process: regulation of DNA-templated transcription. The record is from RefSeq and is a predicted model, not a curated record.